Messenger RNA from Loa loa (African eye worm), 1569 nucleotides. RefSeq lists its product as hypothetical. NCBI's taxonomy places the organism in Eukaryota, Metazoa, Nematoda, Chromadorea, Rhabditida, Onchocercidae. Bases 1 to 1569 code for a protein of 522 amino acids. Gene Ontology annotation, molecular function: protein binding. The record is from RefSeq and is a predicted model, not a curated record. The transcript is spliced from 12 exons.
AUGCUGAAGUAUGUAGUAGCUUUUCGUCGCAGAUCUGAUUCACAACAAGUGACGGACUGUCGUUUUCCGGUAUGUGAAAUAUCACAACAGAAUCGUUCCGAUGACUUUGAUGGUGACAAGAGUGAUCGAACACUUGGCAUGACAGUGGACCUAAAGAAGAGUGAAAGUUGUGAUGAUUUCGGAUAUAGUGGGUUACAUUCUCAAUUAUCCGGGAAUGGUAAUAAUAACAGUAAAUUAAUUGGAUUUGGUGAAAUAAUGGAAACCAAUAAGGAAUUUGAUCCCAUUCUUGCAAUCACUCAUGCAUAUCCUGUUGAUAACAUCACCGAUAAUGAUGCUGACGAUGACGAUGAUAGCGGGAUGCAUCGCAGUGAUGAAUCUCGCUUUGGUAUGAUGAGACGUUUUGGUGGUGUUGUUAAGUCAAUUGGAGCAGUCCGAAAGCAAUGGCAUCGUCCCGUCGCUGAGGUUUUUCCAAAUAAUACUCACACUGAUAGUAGCAAUAAAGACGGUGGCUUAUGGUCAAAAGCUUCAUUUGGACUCACAAAGCAUAUUUCGAAUAAUUUGUCCUUUACAGACGAACACUCUCCAACAUCGCCUCCAUCAUUCUCACAUUUACUGAUUGCCACAGAUUCAACAUAUCGUAUCGGUACGUCAAAAUCAAACCCGUUAUCCAGUGGCGAUCGGCAACAACAAUCAACGUUACGAAAAAGCUGUCCAGAUUUGAGGAUAUCUAGCGGUGGAGGUACGUUGCUGGAAAAUAUGGAAAUCUGUCGAACACAAAAUCGUAAUCGCCGAGCUCAUGAAAAGAAGCAGGCAGCAUUGUGGAAGAAGAAACCUAUAGCUGAAUGGAGCCUAGACGAUGUUCUGCUGUGGUUGCAGCAUUGUAAAUUGGAUGAUGUGGCAUCAGUAAUGAUCGGUUAUGAUAUCAGUGGAGCGGAUGUGGAACGAUGGGAUAACAAUACCCUUGAGCAACUUGGUGUAUCAGCAGAGCAGACGCGGACCAAAAUACUGAACGAGCUACGAUCACUGAAAGUACGACAAACAAAUCCACCAGCUGAAGUAAACGAAACUGGUACCAGGUCUAAGAAAGGCAAGCCUGUGAUACCGCUAUUCAAAUUGGUGCGAUCAACCAGCUACGACAAAGUGGUUGCACUGGAGACAUCACUAACAACUCGGGAUAUUACUGUGGCUGAGGGAAGGUUUGGUUGUCUGCAAGUCACAAAGGUCAAUGGUGCUAACAUUCCGCUGAGGGAGCAAGAUUGCUUUCUGGAAAUUAAUGAAAUGCCUGGGCAAGCAUUCCGUUCACCACUGAUGUUCACCAAAUUAGUUACUGAGGCAGCUGGUGAACCGAUCAGGUUGGUUGUUCUGAGACGGCGCUUGCUGCCUACCAGUGAUACAGUCGGCAACUACGAUUGCGAUAAUGAUAUCUCCGGUCGUGGUAUAUUCCUUGGAAAAAAGCUUCUGGCUGCUGAUCAGGAAUCUUCGGCAAGCAGUGGGGUGUCAUCAAGUGAAUUGUCUUCAGACGCAGGACCGCUUAACGAUGACAGCAAAUCUCAAGUUCUUAGGUUAUGA